Molecule: messenger RNA, 6554 nt
Organism: Oryzias melastigma (Indian medaka)
Lineage: Eukaryota; Metazoa; Chordata; Actinopteri; Beloniformes; Adrianichthyidae
Gene: nrxn2b
Product: neurexin 2b
Exons: 23
Coding region: 859-5910 (1683 amino acids)
Source: RefSeq, a predicted model, not a curated record
GUCUACCUCCCUAAAGGAAAUUCUAAAUUUAAACUGCAAUGAAACAUUUUAAAACUCCUCUGAGUGUUGGGAAGUGUUGGUGGUGGACUGGAAAUGCAGGAGACCAGGUGAGGUGGCAAAAAGUUUAAUAAAUAGACGGAAACAUGAGGAAAAAGGUGACCACAGCAGAUGACCUGAAAACCAGACACUGAAAUAGGCUGGAGACAAUUAACUGAAGUGAGGACAGCUGUGGAACAAACAGGCUUUUCCAAGACUUUUUUUGAGUGGAUCAUACUGUUACCAAAUGUUACAGAAGGAUUUUGGGAUCAGGAAAGGGACUGACCUCACCUUAGCCCGCAGAUUGCCAGUAUGACCACAGAGUCCACGCCCACGCUGAGGAGGAGAAUGGGUUCGUGAUGAAAUGAUGCGUGUUCCAGCUGACUCAAGAAAGUUCUGAUUCUCACCAGAUCAGCUGCUCCAACUCCCCUCGCUGCUGCUCACAUUUCUCUCAAAGAACGCCAUCCAAGCUUUGGGCAGCAGGGUAGAAUUCCAGGAAAUUGAAGUGAAUUUUUUCCAGGAAAGACCAAGUGGAAAACAAUCCCACGCUCCCCACCCCCAUCAUUUACUCUUCUGACUCUGUCGCAGAGGCUCUGACUGAUGGGAGACCUAUGAGGGAGUCAGGAUAAGUGUUGGAGAGCUGAAAACUGAAGUGCUUACUCAAAAAAAAAAAAGAUUGUAGAGCUUUGUCUGGAGUUUAUUCCUUCAUCGGAUGUCUUUUACCCCAGUGGAGUUAUUUACUUAAGAUAUAUUCAUCUGUAAUUACUGAAGGCCUUUUUCUUCUCAGCAUCUUGAAGAAACAGGACAUUUUUAGCACUUAGCAUGACGAGAGAAUCAAGAUUCCUGUGCUGGCCCCUGUGGCCUCUGGCCCUUUUCAGUGUGCUCACCACAGUGAAAAUGCUGGAGUUUGGGGGGGCACCUGGCCAGUUUGCAAGAUACGGGCGCUGGGAGGCUGGAUCCAUGGGCGAGCUUAGCUUCAGUCUGAAGACCAACAUCAGCCAAGCGUUGGUGCUGUACUUGGACGACGGUGGGAACUGCGACUUCCUGGAACUGUUAAUUGCGGACGGACGGCUCCAGUUGCGCUUUGCCAUCCACUGUGCCGAGCCAGCCAUCUUGCACAUGGAGACGAGCGUGAAUGACGACCACUGGCACAUGGUCUUACUCACACGAAACUUGCGGGAAACAAUGCUCAUGGUGGACGGCGAGAUGAAAGUGGCCGAGGUCAGGUCGAAGAGGAAGGAGAUGGCUGUGGUCAGCGACCUGUUUGUUGGUGGAAUCCCACCUGAUGUCCGUCUCUCUGCGCUAACGUCCAGCACAGUAAAGUACGAGCCCCCCUUUCAAGGCUUGAUAUCCAACUUGAAGGUGGGAGAGAUGCCUCCCACUUUGCUAAAUAGCCAGGGCAUUCAGAACGACCUGGAGUACCUCUGCACCAAACAGAACCCAUGCUUCAACGGAGGCUUUUGCUCUAUUCAGUUUGGAGAAGUUCACUGCGACUGCUCCCACACACGCUUCAAGGGGAAGUACUGCAAGGAAGCUGAAGAGUAUGCUGUGGAAGGUCUGGCGCACCUGACGUUAAACGACCAAGGUGACUCAUCUCAAGUUGGUAAGGAAGAGUCAGUCGCCACCUUCAAGGGAAACGAGUUCUUUUGCUACGAUCUGUCCAUGACCCCCAUCCAGAGCAGCACCGACGAAAUCACGCUGUCCUUCCGGACGCUGCAACGCAACGGCCUGAUGCUGCACACGGGCAAGUCCGCCGACUACGUCAACCUCUCCCUGAAGAGCGGCGCCGUCUGGCUUGUCAUCAAUCUGGGCUCGGGGGCGUUUGAGGCCCUCGUGGAGCCGGUCAAUGGCAAGUUCAAUGACAACGCCUGGCAUGACGUGCGUGUGACCCGCAACCUGCGCCAGCACGCAGGCAUUGGACACGCUAUGGUGACCAUCUCAGUCGACGGCAUCUUGACCACCACUGGUUACACUCAGGAGGACUACACCAUGUUGGGCUCCGAUGACUUCUUCUAUAUUGGGGGGAGCCCCAACACGGCGGACCUGCCAGGAUCCCCAGUCAGCAACAACUUCAUGGGCUGCCUGAAAGAUGUUGUCUACAAGAACAACGAUUUUAAGCUGGAGCUGUCCCGGCUGGCCAUCGAGCGUGACCCCAAGAUCACCCUGAAUGGAGAUCUUGUGUUCCGUUGUGAGGAUGUGGCCGCUCUGGACCCCGUGACCUUUGAAACCCCAGAGUCCUACAUCUCCUUGCCAAAGUGGAACACCAAAAAGACAGGCUCCAUCUCCUUUGACUUCCGCACCGUGGAGCCCAGCGGCCUUCUGCUGUUCAGCCACGGUCGGCCUCAAGGCCCGAAGGAGCAGAAACCCGGCAGGGAGCUGAAGACCGAUUACUUCGCCAUGGAACUUCUGGAUGGGUAUUUAUACCUGCUGAUCGAUAUGGGCUCUGGGAAAACGAAGCUGAAAGCCAGCAACAAGAAGGUCAAUGACGGGGAAUGGUGCCAUGUGGAUUUCCAGAGGGAAGGGAGGAAAGGAUCUAUCUCGGUGAACAGCCGCAGCAUGCCCUUCAGCUCUCCAGAGGGCAGUGAAAUCCUGGACCUGGACAGUGACAUGUACCUGGGCGGGCUGCCGGAGUCCAAGUCUGAGCUCAUUCUGCCCCCAGAAGUCUGGACGGCGCUCCUUAACUACGGCUACGUCGGCUGUGUCCGUGACCUCUUCAUCGACGGCAAGAGCCGUGACGUCCGCCGUCUGGCUGAGAUCCAGAGCGCCAUGGGUGUCAGCAGCUUCUGCACCCGGGAGCUGCAGAAGAGGUGCAGCAGCGCCCCCUGUGGUAAUGGAGGUCUCUGCAAAGAGGGCUGGAACCGGUACAUCUGUGACUGCACUGGAACCGGCUACCUCGGCACCAACUGUGAGAUAGAGGCAACAGUUCUGAGCUACGACGGCAGCAUGUACCUGAAGAUCAUCGUGCCGGUCACCAUGCACACGGAGGCCGAGGACGUGGCGAUGCGCUUCAUGUCUCAGCGGGCGUACGGCCUGCUCAUGGCCACCACCUCCAAGGAGUCGGCGGACACCCUGCGGCUGGAGCUGGAGGGAGGCCGCGUCAAACUCACCGUCAACCUCGAUUGUAUCAGGAUAGACUGUAGCCUCAGUAAAGGACCUGAGACCUUGUUUGCGGGUCAGAAGCUAAACGACAACGAGUGGCACACGGUGAAGGUGGUGCGGAGAGGCAAGAGCCUGCAGCUCUCUGUGGAUAAUGUCACAGUGGAAGGCCAGAUGACUGGUGCCCACACUCGGCUCGAGUUCCACAACAUUGAGACGGGCAUCAUGACCGAGCGCCGGUUCAUCUCCGUGGUGCCGUCAAACUUCAUCGGCCACCUCCAGGGCUUGACCUUCAACGGCGUCCCGUACUUGGACCAGUGUAAAAACGGGGACAUAUCUUACUGCGAGCUGAACGCCCGCUUCGGCAUGCGUCACAUCAUUGCAGAUCCGGUGACAUUUCGAACGAAGAGUAGCUAUUUAGCGCUGGCCACGCUGCAAGCCUAUGCCUCCAUGCACCUCUUCUUCCAGUUCAAAACCACCACGCCGGAUGGCCUGAUACUCUUCAACUCAGGAGACGGGAGUGACUUUAUAGUCGUGGAACUGGUGAAAGGAUUUGUUCAUUAUGUCUUUGAUCUUGGAAACGGCCCGUCCCUGAUGAAGGGGAACUCGGACAAGCCGCUGAAUGAUAACCAGUGGCACAACGUGGUGGUGUCUCGGGAUGCCAACAACGUGCACACGCUAAAGAUCGACUCACGCACCGUCACUCAGCACUCCAACGGCGCGCGGAACUUGGACCUCAAAGGAGAGCUGUACAUCGGUGGCGUGACGAAGAGCAUGUACAGUAAUCUGCCCAAGCUGAUUGCAUCCCGGGACGGGUACCAGGGGUGUCUGGCCUCUGUGGACCUGAAUGGGAGACUCCCCGACCUGAUUGCAGAUGCCCUCCACAGGGUGGGUCAGGUGGAACGAGGCUGCGACGGACCCAGUACCACCUGUACGGAGGAAUCUUGCUACCAUCAGGGGGUGUGUCUCCAGCAGUGGGAGGGCUUCACCUGCGACUGCUCCAUGACGUCCUACGGAGGCGCAUUUUGCAACGAUCCUGGGACAACGUACAUCUUCGGGCGGGGCGGAGCCCUCAUCACAUACACCUGGCCACCCAAUGACCGGCCGAGCACACGGGCAGACCGGCUGGCAGUGGGCUUCAGCACGCAGCUGAAGGAAGCCAUUCUGGUCAGGGUGGAGAGUGCCAAAGGACUGGGAGAUUACCUGGAGCUGCACAUAGAAAGAGGACGAAUCGGCGUGAUCUUCAACGUGGGAACGGACGACAUCAUCAUCGAGGAGAGCGGGGUGAUGGUGAGCGACGGCAAAUACCAUGUGGUGCGAUUCACACGCAGCGGUGGCAACGCCACGCUACAGGUGGACAACCAGCCAGUCAUUGAGCGCUUCCCCUCAGGGAACCCUGAUUAUGAGCGCCUGGCUAUUGCUAGACAAAGAAUCCCAUACCGACUCGGUCGGGUAGUUGACGAGUGGCUACUCGAAAAAGGUCGCCAGCUGACCAUCUUCAACAGCCAGGCUUUCAUUAAAGUCGGUGGUGGAGACAAGGGGCGCCACUUCCAGGGCCAGGUCUCGGGUCUGUACUACAACGGGCUGCAGGUGCUCAAGCUGGCAGCUGAGGGCGACCCCAACAUCCAGACACAGGGCAACCUGCGGCUGGUGGGCGACGUGCCCUCGGUGCUCACCACCGACACCACCUCCACCACCCCGCUGGCUGACAUGUCCACCACGAUCAUGGAGACAACCACCACAAUGGCCACAACCACCACUCGCAAACAACGCUCGCCCACCAUGAGGGACAGUGUGACACAGAAUGCCGAUGACCUCUUGGUAGCUUCAGCAGAAUGUCCAAGUGAUGAUGAAGAUUUGGAGGAGUGUGAGCCUGGAAAUGGAGGUGAACUAGUGUUGCCCAUUAUUACAGUGGACUCCCUAGACCCCCCAUCUAUUGCCACCCGCUACCCAGUAAUCCCCCCACCUCCCACCACACAUCGCCCUUUCCUCACCCUCCUUGAAACCACCAAAGAGACCCUCCCUCUGCCCAACGGCCGGCCCCCAUGCCCACUGGACCAAGAAGACUGUGAGGAGACCAUUGAGGCGUCGGCCCAUGGCUCAGGGGAGAUGACUGAGACGGACGACGAGGACUACUUUAAAAACUCCCCCUUGGUCACUGAUAGGACUGUCCUUCCUCCUCCCCCAGCAGUAGAGGGUAGUGUCCAGAACCCCCAAGACCGCCACUUUUCCCGCCACCCCAUUUCUCACCGGCCCUCUCUCCCCUCAACCCCCACUAACAACCCUGACCAGCUUAGUCCGCGCAUCAAGGCUGUUGGCGGCGGCAGCAGCAGCAGCAGUAGCAACAACAUCCCUGCUUGGAAAAUAAACACCAGGGACCAAGUGCUGCUGCCGCCAACUCAACCCUCGUCAGAUCCGGGCCACCGCAGAGUCCCAGGAAUAACGUAUCCUCCAAAUUUCCCCCAUGUUCCUACUCCAGACCCCACGUCUCCGGGCGGAAGGCUCCCAGGUGCGGUGGAGGUUCAGCAGUCCAGCAGCACCACAGGAAUGGUGGUUGGCAUCGUGGCCGCCGCGGCUCUUUGUAUCCUCAUCCUGCUCUACGCCAUGUACAAAUACCGCAACCGCGACGAGGGCUCCUACCAGGUGGACCAGAGUCGCAACUACAUCAGCAACUCAGCCACACAGAGCAACGGCGCUCUGGUGAAGGAAAAACAGCCCAGCACUGCCAAGACAGUCACGAAGAACAAGAAGAACAAAGACAAAGAGUACUACGUUUGAGAUAGCACCACCGGCACACAGACAGACCGACAGCAGACACGCUUAGAAAAGGAAAGAAACGAGAGGAAGAGGGGAGGCAGUCCACGGAGCGCUGCUAACAUCACACAGUGGUUAAUGAAGUUCAAGCAGUAUUGACAGAGGAUCAUGUGUUUUAGGAUUGAUUUUAUUAACAAAAAAUGUCAACCAGUGUGCCAACAUCCAUAAAGCUGAUGCCACAGAAAUUGAUGUUUAAAAUCUCACAUCCAGUCGCAAAGUAUCUCCAACAGUUUUUUGUGUCAAAACCUCCUGCUGAGUGAACACAAGAUGCUAAGGCUAACUGACAUGUUAGCAAUCCUCUGGAAAGUAAACAUACUGCCAGUCUAAAGACGUGCGGUGUUAAAACCACGCCCCCCUCGCUCCCAUCUGCAAGUGUUGAAACGUCUGUAGUCGGACCUCUCUUCCCCGCCUGACUGCGCUCCGUUUCUCUCCUUGUCUGCGGUGUCCAGCAGCUGAUGCAACCUAAACUCUGCCGUGUUUUAAGCAUGUAGUAUUCAUUUACGAAAAAGAGUUAACAGUUUGUAUUUCUGUUAAGUUAAAGAAAAUUAAAAAAAAAUAAAAUAAAGAAAAAAAAUACAAAGAUGAUUGAUGAUCAUAACAACGUUAAA